Penicillium mononematosum is the source of this 6096-nucleotide messenger RNA. Its product is annotated as conidial yellow pigment biosynthesis polyketide synthase. Gene Ontology annotation, molecular function: phosphopantetheine binding; 3-oxoacyl-[acyl-carrier-protein] synthase activity; fatty acid synthase activity. The record is from RefSeq and is a predicted model, not a curated record. Bases 1 to 6096 code for a protein of 2031 amino acids. Gene Ontology annotation, biological process: fatty acid biosynthetic process; secondary metabolite biosynthetic process. Lineage: Eukaryota; Fungi; Ascomycota; Eurotiomycetes; Eurotiales; Aspergillaceae. The transcript is spliced from 7 exons.
AUGGACUUCAAUCAUCCUACAGUUCUCCUUUUCGGAGACGUCACGGACCCAUGGGUUGAUGGCAUUGAUUAUGUCUACAGUCAAGCCGCAACCAGACCAUGGCUUCGGUCCUUCCUGGGUGACCUCUUCUCGGUCCUGAAGGCAGAGAUAAGGACCAUGGAUCGAACAUUGCAAGACAGUUUUAGGGAUUGCUCCGGGUUCCAAGAGCUCGCUGACCGAUAUCGAUACACCGGCGACGACUUUGGGAUGGCGCAUGCCAUGCUGAUUUAUGCUAUCAGAGCCGUGCUCCUACUAGAGGCUAUCAGCGCCGAACCACAAUUGCUGGACCCGGGCCGGCCCAGACCGGAGUUGAUUGGUGUCUCCGGAGGUCUAUUCAGUGCUUCAGUCGUGUCAAUCGCGACGAAUUUCACAACUCUUUAUGACACAUGUCUCGAGGCGGGUCGGGUGUGGACAAGACUCUGCAACCUCACUUUGGUGAAGUCAAGGGCCAUGGAGGAGUCCCCUGGAACCUGGGGUUGGGCUGUCCUUGGAAUACAGGCUGAAGAGCUAGAUAAAACCCUGGAGCAGUUCCAAAAUUCAAUGGGAGUUCCGCCUGCCAAAAGAGCCAGGGUUGGUGUCACCGGAGACAAAUGGAGCACCGUCAUCGGACCACCUUCUAUCUUGGAGCUCGCCUUGAACGAAUGUCCUGGACUGAAGAAACUUCCAAAGAACGAGCUCAAUAUCCAUGCUCUUCAGCAUCCCCUAGACAUCUCCGAAGCCGAUCUUGACUAUAUUGUCGGCAAUUCUCCACUUCUGAAUACACCUUUACCCCCGGGUAUAGGAUAUACGGCCUGGAUGAUGAUCACCUUGGCGAGGCCUUUGAGCAUUGUACAAGCCGUCAGCAAGCUCGACGACAACCUAGGGACAUCACAGCAUGUUGAUUUCAAGAUCAUGGGUCCCAGCAGCCACGCUGCAUAUAUUGUCAAAGUUCUCCGAACUGCCGGAAGGGAAGUUUCUCUUCAUGAUGAUAUAUCCGCCAGACGGACGACGCCAGAAAGCCAAGACGGGAUUGCCAUCGUCGGCAUGGCAGGAAAAGGACCCGGUAGCGAUGACCUCGACGAAUUCUGGGACGUGAUCUUGAAAGGGCUUGAUCUCCAUCAAGAGGUUCCCUCCGAUCGCUAUGACUUGGAGGAAUACUACAGCCCCAAGCAUCCCUCGGCUGGCCCCGGCAAAUGCACCAUGACCUGCAAGCAUGGCUGCUUCAUGAAUAACCCCGGACACUUCGAUUCGAAAUUCUUUCACAUCUCGCCCCGAGAAGCUUUGUUGAUGGACCCCGCUCAUCGAUUGUUCCUUAUGAAUGCGUACGAGGCCCUCGAAAUGGCCGGGUAUUCGGACGGCCAGACCAAAUUGACGGAUCCGACCAAGAUCGCGACCUUCUUCGGUCAAUGUAAUGAUGAUUGGCAUGUCGUUGGCCAUCGCACACUGGGGUGUGAUGCGUACACCUUACAGGCUGUACAACGUGCAUUCGGACCGGGUCGACUGGCCUUUCAGUUCAACUGGGAGGGGCCGACUUAUGCCCUCGAUUCUGCAUGUGCAGCGACCAGUUCCUGCAUCCAUCUUGCCUGCAUGAGCCUGAUGACCAGAGACAUCGAUAUGGCCGUUGCAGGGGCGGCCAACGUGCUGUCCACCCCGCAUUCAUUUACCAGUUUGAGUCGAUCGGGCGUCUUGUCCGACUCUGGGAACUGCAAGACGUAUCGCGAUGAUGCCGAUGGGUACUGUCGGGCCGAUUUCAGUGGCGCAGUGGUGCUAAAACGACUUGACGAUGCCAUUGCUCACAACGACAAUAUCUUGGCGGUCAUAUCAUCCUCGGCCAGGAACCACUCGGGCAAUUCUACAUCCAUCACUACAUCUGAUGCGGCCGCCCAGGAACGAUUGUUCCGUAAGGUCCUUCGAAAUGCACGGGUGACCCCUGAAGAUAUCUCCUAUGUUGAGAUGCACGGAACAGGUACCCAGGUUGGCGAUAAAGCCGAAAUGGGCGCGGUUUCGAGUGUCUUUUCGAAACGGCGUGAUGGAGAUCUUCUGCCGGUGGGAGCUAUCAAGGCAAACAUCGGCCACAGUGAAGCAGCUGCAGGAAUGUCUUCCCUGCUCAAGAGCAUCCUCAUGUUUCAAAAGGGGACAAUACCACCACAGGCCGGGAUGCCUCAUACCCUCAAUCCCAACUUCCCACCACUACAUGAGAUUAACAUAAAGAUUCCUUCGGAGCCAUUGGAGUUCAAGGCUGCCGGUGGCAAGCCGAGACGUAUUCUCCUCAACAAUUUCGAUGCCGCAGGCGGUAACGCAUGCCUACUCCUGGAGGAGUACACGCAUACGAAAGAGAGAGGAGCAGACGUGAGGUCGGCCCACACCAUUGUGACCUCUGCAAGAACACAGUCUUCACACCUCCUGAACAAACGACGACUACUCAAGUGGCUUCGAUCAAAUUCCAACACUCGCAUCGAGGACCUUGCCUACACAACUACAGCAAGAAGGAUGCACCAUCCCAUUAGGUUCGCGCUGACAGCAUCAACGACAAACGAGGCCAUUUCAAAGCUCGAGUCCGAGGUUGAACGCAGUAGCGACUUCUCUUCUUCGCGGCAUGUCCCCGUCGUCUUUGCCUUCACUGGACAAGGGUCCCACUACGCAGGCAUGGGUGGCGAGUUAUACCGCACAAAUCCUGUUUUCCGUGAGAGAGUCGAUUUGUGUGUUGCAAUCUGCGCCAGCAACAGCUUCCCCCCAUUCUUGGACAUCAUCACCGAGGAGGGAAUUGAUGUGUCUACCAAGUCUGCGGCGCAGGUGCAACUCGCUGUCCUUACCUUGGAGGUGGCCCUCACCCACUUUUGGCGAUCCGUAGGAAUUGAGCCUGCGAUGGUCAUAGGCCACAGUUUGGGGGAGUACGCUGCUCUGCAUACUGCUGGAGUCCUGUCGCUGGCAGAUGCGUUGUAUUUAGUUGGACAUCGUGCCCUUAUCCUCCAGGAGCGAUGCGAAUCUGGGUCUUGUUCCAUGCUUUCGGUGUCAACGUCAGUAGCAAAUGUGCGGGACCAAAUAUCCCAGCUCCAGUCCUCUUCGUGCGGUGUGGCCUGCAUAAACAGCCCGAGUGCUACUGUUGUCAGUGGGACAGCUCAGGAUUUGGCACAAUUCCAGGAAAGCAUCACGGCGCAGGACGCCAAGGUUCGCGCGAAGACGUUGUCCAUCCCAUUUGCAUUCCACUCAUUUCAGAUGGAUCCAAUUCUACAAGACUACAGCUCGAUUGCAGGAGGUGUGACUUAUUCCGAGCCGAAGAUCCCUGUGGCAUCAACUCUUCUCGGAUCUGUUGUCGAUGAACCGGGUGUCUUUGACCAGGACUACCUGGUCCAGCAGACACGCCAACCGGUCAACUUUGUCGGUGGACUCAACGCAGUCAAGUCCAAAUUGAGUGACCCUGUCUGGCUUGAAAUUGGACCAUCCCCGGUUUGCGUAUCUCUUGUGCGCGACACCCUUUCCCCGUCGCCUUCCAAGAUCACGCAUACUCUACAACCGAACACCAGCAAUUGGGCGUCUAUCUCCAAAGCUCUCGCGGCGGCUUACACCAACGGUGUCGACAUCGAUUGGAUCGCACUACACGGACCAUAUGAAAGCAACCUCCAGUUGUUGACGCUCCCUUCCUAUGCGUGGGAUGUAAAGAACUACUGGAUCACCCAUACCGACAGAGUCACCGAGGUUGCGCCGGAGCAUGCUUCGGUCACGGAAUCCGGGCCGUUUGUCUCGACUGCGCACAGUAUCGGACUUUGUUCGGGAAGCGUCUUCUGCGAGGCCGCGUUUGCAGCGGCCAAGUAUGCCCUCGAGCACAGUGGCAGAAAGAACGUGGUCCAGUCCUGGCUCACACUUUAUAACCCCGAGCUGCUCUUGCCCCUUACAAAGAAGCUCGCUGGCGCUGAUGGAAGUCUUAUCACCACCGCUGUGCUGGAUUCUCCGUCUGCAGACAGGAUCUCGGUUACAUUUAAGCUUGCAUCAGGAAGCGCAUCGCAUGAGCUCGGCUCUUGCAUCGUCAAUUUCCGUGACCCAGCUAAGACCCAGGCAGACUGGGACCGGGUAUCGUACUUCAUCAAAGCCAGGAUGGAUGAGGUGAUUAAGAAUGCCAAAGAGGGUUCCGGACAUAGAAUGCAACCGGAAGUCUUCUAUGCGCUAUUCGGCAAUUCCGUCGAGUUCAGCACGGAUUUCCAGGGCGUCGACGAGGCCUACAUCGCCAAAGACUUCCAGGAGGCUGCAGCAGUGGUUACGCUCCCGCACGAUCCUGCUGGGACUCGGUUCACCUUCUCGCCGUAUUGGGGCGAAGCUCUGGUGCACCUGGCUGGCUUCAUGGUGAAUGGAAACCCGAGCAAAUCGCCCCAGAAAACCUUUAUUGUAAUGGGAUUCGAAAGCGUGGAGCUGACAGUCUCGUUGGUGCCUGGGAAGCAGUACGUGGCAUACACUCGCAUUUCCAGAUGGGUCAAGGACACGGCAUACUGUGACGCGGUGGUCUUUGAUCCGGAGACGUCAAACAUUAUUCUCCAAUGCACGAACCUACGAUAUCAGGAGCUCCCCAGGGUGACCUGGAAGCAUGUUCUCGAGAGGGCGCAUGAGACUUCUUCGGCGAGCACCCACAAGGCACCUGUGAAAGAAACCCAAAACAAUGUCCAGGUCAGUAGACAGCCUUUGGCCACAGAGCCAGUGCAGCCACAGGCAACUGAAGCCAAGGAGGACGACGAUGACGACGAGGAGUACCCUCCGGAUGAAGGAUUGUUUGAUGCCAUCUUGGACAGCAUCUCCAAGGCUACAGGUAGCGACUCUUCCGAGUUCACCGAUGACACCAUGGUAGCCGACCUUGGAGUCGAUUCCAUUAUGGCAAUCGAGGUUGUCGCCACCGUCAAGGAGGAAACUGGUCUCGACCUCCCCGCGACAUUCGUUCUCGACCAUCCCACGAUCGGCGACCUCCGUCGCGUCUUUGGAGCAGGCAAAUCAAAGACCCCAAAGUCCAAGCCCAUCUCAACUCCCUCCAGUUCUCGGGCCUCCACGCCAUCAAGCUCCAGUCCCGAACCCACAUCCAUAUCCGAGACAGCCUCCUUGGGCUCCAGCGUGGUCGAUAUCGAAAAGGAUGAUCUCAUAACGCCCCCUCCAGAACGUCAAGACAACAACACCAAGCAACAGGGCAAGCCACCCAUGAAUGUCAUCGGCACAGACACAUCCCCCGCACCGACCGUCAGGAUUACCCUGCUACAAGGACGUCCCGGACCCAAGCGAACUCCCUUCUACAUGAUGGCCGACGGAACCGGCACAAUCGCAACCUACAUCCACCUCCCAGCCUUCAAGUCCAAAAUGCCCGUCUACGGCAUCGACUCGCCCUUCCUCCGCUGUCCAACCCGCCUAACCAGGGAAGUCGGCAUCGAGGGUGUCGCAAAGCUCAUCGUCGACGCCCUCGUGGCCGCCCAACCCAAGGGCCCUAUGAUGAUCGGCGGUUUCUCUGCCGGCGCAAUCGUCGCCUUCGAAGUCAGUCGCCAGCUCGGCAGACUAGGCCGACAGGUAUCCGGUCUCGUGUUGAUCGACAUGUGCUGUCCGCGCUCAAGUCUCCUUGACGAGGAAAAGAUGAACUCCGAAGACGACGCCAGCUUUGCCAUCUUCGAAAACGCCGUAUCCAAAGACGGCCUCUGGAGCGUGGGAAGCACCACACAGAACCAUUUCCGAGCGUACCAUGUCGCCAUGCACGCAUAUCACCCGCCCUACAUGACGGAACAGGAACGGCCCGCUCACACAGCCGUGAUCUGGGCCGAGAAGGGGAUGGUUAAUCGGGUCGUUGGUAACGAGAAGUUGAUGCAGAUGCUGGCGGACCAGGGCAUCCCGACGACGUCGUAUCCGGGCUAUAUGGAGGAUCCGAAGUUGGGUGCGUUUGCCUGUCUUGUGCCGGACAGGACGGAGGCGGACCUCGGACCCAAUGGUUGGGAGAAGUAUACUGCUGGAGAGGUUUUGGCACUGUCAGUGAAGGGAGAUCAUCUUGAUCUGCCGAUGCCGGGACAUGUUCACUUGCUUUAUCAGCAAAUGGAGAAGGCGUUUGCUUAUUUUCAGUGA